AUGAUUGACAAGAGUUGGAUUGAGAGUCCAAUUAGAUCGAAAGAAUUCUCGGAUGGUGUUGUUCAAUUUUUGGAAUUUGCCUUUUCAAAUGCAUCUAUUAAUGGAAAAAUUUUAUGUCCUUGUAUUUUAUGUGGAUUUUCUAUUAUGCGCAAUAGAGCUGAAGUGUUUAGUCAUCUACUUCAAAGGGGGUUUCCAGAAAAGUAUACUUGUUGGCAUAUGCAUGGCGAAAAUCGUGCUCAAUCGAAUGUAGAAUCAUUACCCCGAGUACAUAAUGAGCCGGCUAGACACUAUCCUAUGCAUGAUAUGUUGAAUGAUGUUUUUGGUGUAUUUGAUAAUAAUGAAUUUCAAGAUUUUAGUCCAUCAAAUCUACUAAAUAAUGACAAUCCUAAAGGUGAUGAAGGUAAGAGUCAAGAAGAGAGAGAGGAAAUUAAGAAGUUGUUGGAGGAUGGGAAUCAAGAACUUUAUGAUGGUUGUAGAAAAUAUAGUAAAUUGUCAUUCAUUGUUCAUUUUUAUCAUAUUAAGGUCUUAUGUGGUGCAACAGAUAAAUCAUUUUCAAUGAUUCUUGACCUUUUAAAAGAUGCUUUUCCCCAAGCGAAACUACCAUCAUCAUUUUAUGAGUCAAAAAAGAUAAUUAAGAAAUUAGGUUUGAGCUACAAUAAGAUUGAUGGAUGUCCGAACCAUUGUAUGCUAUAUUGGGGAUCAUCAGGGGAUGAGAAUAAAGAUAAAUGCAAGGUCUGUAAUACUUCCAGGUAUAUAUUAAAUGAAAAUGGUGUUGGUGCAAAUGUUGUAAUUGAUGACCAACAUAGAAAGAAGCGAAAGCCAGCAAAAGUGUUGCGGUACUUCCCACUUAUACCUAGACUGAAAAGGCUAUACAUGUGCUCUAAAACUGCAGAACUGUUGAAGUGUCAUGCUACAAAAGCUAAUCCAGAUGGGUUAUUACGACAUCCUAGAGAUGGAAAAGCGUGGAAACAUUUUGAUUCAUUCUAUCCAGACUUUGCUUCAGAGACUCGUAAUGUGCGACUUGCUUUAGCUACGGAUGGUUUCAAUCCAUUUGGAAAUCUAAGUUCCAGUGUUAGCAUUUGGCCUGUGAUGUUAUAUAUUUAUAAUUAUCCUCCAUGGUGUUUUAUGAAGCAAACUUUUCUUGUCAUGUCGAUGAUAAUUCCUGGUCCUAAAAUGCCUGGAAAUAGCAUUGACGUUUACUUGCAACCUCUAAUUGCUGAGUUAAAACAAUUAUGGAAUGGUGUAAAUGCUUAUGAUUCCUCAACUAAGGAAAUGUUCCAAUUGCGUGCUACAUUGAUGUGGACCAUAAGUGAUUUUCCAGGUCUUGAUAACUUGUCUGGGUGGAAUACACAUACAUUACUUGCUUAUCCAUCAUGUAAUUAUGAUACAGAUUCUAUAAGGCUAAAGUUUGGUAGAAAAAAUUGCUUUAUGGGACAUCAUCGUUUUUUGCCACAUGAUCACAAAUAUAGGUACAAUAAGAAGUCUUUUAAUGGUUUUGAGGAGCAUAGACCUGCACCUAUCCCACCAUCAGGAUUAACCUUGUUAAGACAAAUUGAGGAGAGUCGAAAGAGGCCUCGUGAUGAUAGUACAAGUAAGGCUGGCCCAAAACAAUGGAAGAAGAAGAGUAUCUUCUGGUAUUUACCUUAUUGGAAGAACCAUCUUAUUCGUCAUUGCCUUGACAUGAUGCAUAUAGAGAAGAAUGUUUGUGACAAUGUAUUGUUUACAAUACUUGGUGACAAAAAAAAAUCAAAAGACAAUUUGCAAGCUCGUAAAGACUUGCAAGUGAUAGGAAUUAGAGAAAAACUUCAUCCAUAUCCUAAUUCUUCUAAGUUUCCUCCAUCAUGCUUUAACAUGAAAAAAGAUAAGAAGGAUAUCUUUCUAAAAGUUUUAAACAAUGUGGUGUUUCCGGAUAAUUACGCAUCAAACAUUUCAAGAUGUGUUGAUCUUAAGAAACGCAAGAUCUCUAAUUUAAAGAGUCACGAUUCCCACAUUUUGAUAGAGCAUAUUUUGCCAAUUGCCUGUAGAAGAUCUCUUCCUAAAGAAGUUACUUCAGUGUUGAUUGAGUUAUGUAACUACUUUAGAGAAAUAUCAAGCAAGGUUUUGGAUGUUAAGCAUGUAGAGGAUCUCCAGCGACGAAUUUGGUUAAAUCAUGCUAAUAUGGAAGCAAUAUUCCCUCCAUCUUUCUUCACUAUUAUGUUUCACCUGGUCAUUCACAUUAGAGAGGAAGCAAUUCUUGCUGAUCCUGUACAAGGUCAUUGGAUGUACCCUGUAGAAAGGGGAAUGGGUCAUUUUAAAUCUUAUGUUCGUAACAAUUCCGCUGCAGAAGGUUGUAUAGCUGAAGGUUGCCUUACAGAGGAAAACCUUACUAAUUGUUCUAGAUAUUUUGAGGAUGGUGAUAUUGAAACAAGGUUUAAUCGACCAAGGCGUAAUGAUGAUGAAAGUGAAAUUAAUGCUAGUAGUGAAUCUGCUAUCUUGUCAAAUUUGUUUCCUGCAUUGGGCAAGCCUAUUGGGGUUGCAAGUCAGAAUGGUGUGGAGAUUACGCCAGAAAUCGAAUUGCUUGCAAAUGGACCAAAUAAUAUUGUGAGGAGAUUCAAGGAGUAUAACAUUCAUGGAUUUAAGUUUCGUACUAUGUGGAAGGAGCAAGGAUUGAAAACACAAAAUAGUGGUGUUGUUAUGUCUGCUGUUACUAAAAGAUUUUCAAAUGGUAGAGAAUCUAUUGAACAAUCAAGUGAUGACAUGUACUAUGGUGCAAAAGAAAUAGAUGAACCAUUUAUACUUGCAACUGAUGCUAGAAUGGUGUACUAUGUUGAUGAUCCAAUUGAAGAAGAUUGGUGUUGUGUUUGUCAUAUGAAGCCGAGAGACAUAUAUGAUAUGGGAGAUGUGGAUUUUGUAGAUUUAGAGGAGCCAUCAAUGGAGGACAUACCUUUUCGUGAGCAACAUUUGGAAAAUAUUGAAGACUUAUCAUUAGUCCGAGAUAUUCGUGAUGAACAAGAACAAGACGAUUCCAGUAAUGAUGAUUAUGAAAGUGACAAUAAUAGAGAUGAUGAUGAUGGUGAUAGUGAUGGAGAUGAUGAUGAUGGGAGUGAAUGA
This is a messenger RNA of Solanum dulcamara, 3090 nucleotides long. RefSeq lists its product as uncharacterized. Bases 1 to 3090 code for a protein of 1029 amino acids. The record is from RefSeq and is a predicted model, not a curated record. The transcript has 4 exons. NCBI's taxonomy places the organism in Eukaryota, Viridiplantae, Streptophyta, Magnoliopsida, Solanales, Solanaceae.